AGUAUUGUUGAACAAAUGAAUCAGAGCUCAUAUAUAUAUAAAUAUUUAAAAAUAUAUUGUUUUUAAGUAUAUUUGUUUUGAAUAUAAAAUCUUGUGCAUAUUGCUUUGAUUUAAAAAUAAAAAAAAAUAAAAAAAAAACUAAUUAAAUUAUAAAUGUGACCAUAGGGCUGUAUUAAAAAGAACAACCUUACAAUUUUGAAAAAAAAAAUGUUUUAUAAUUUUUUUCAUUAACCUUUCCAAAUUAUUUUUAAUUUUAAUUUUUAAUUUUUUUCUUAUCUCAAUUAUUUUGUUGAUGAAUAAAAAAAACAAGUUUAAAUUUUUACCGCCAAAGGAAUGGUCCACAAUGGCGUCGUCAACAAUUGCAUCAUUAUUUAUCAUAUGUGCGAAUGCGGCUGUUGCAUUCUAGGCUUUACGCCAUUAUAAAAACCAUAAAACGUGAUCUCUGUAUCAAUAAAUUGACAGUUCAAAAGCCAUAUAUAAAUUCAUCAUUAACCAGAAAUUUGUCAACUGGUACUGAGCUAGCAGCAAAGGAAUUUAAUUGGGGUUCAAAAAAACAACAUAGAUCAAUUAAAUUAAAUUUUCCUCUCAAUAUGUCUGAUCCAAAAAUUGAAGAAACACUUGCUCCAUUUCGUGCCAAUGUCAAAGAACAGGGAGACUUGGUGAGAAAAUUAAAAGCUGAUGGAGCACCUGAAUUGGACAUUAAAAAAGCUGUUGCUGAACUUAAGCUACGUAAGAAACUUCUUGAAGACAAGGAAAUGUCAUUUGCUAGUGAUGCUCAAACCUUUGAUCGUGCACGAAUGGAAGAUCUUUUAAAACGUCGUUUUUUCUUUGAUCAAUCAUUUGCAAUUUAUGGUGGAAUAACUGGACAAUAUGAUUUUGGUCCAGUUGGUUGUGCAUUCAAGACAAAUUUAUUAUCAGCAUGGCGUAAUUUUUUUGUUCUUGAAGAACAAAUGCUUGAAGUUGAUUGUUCAAUAUUAACACCAGAGCCAGUGCUAAAAGCAUCUGGUCAUGUUGAUCGUUUUGCUGAUUUAAUGGUUAAAGAUUUAAAAAGUGGUGAAUGUUUUCGUCUUGAUCAUUUGAUAAAAGCACAUUUAGAAAAAUUAACAAGUGAUAAAAAAAUUGAUGAAGCAACUAAAAAUGAAUGUCAAGAUAUUGUUAUUAAAUUAGAUGGUAUGACUAAAGAUGAAAUGGCUGCUGUUAUGAAUAAAUAUAAUAUGAAAUCACCAACAAGUGGUAAUGAUUUGAGUGAACCAUUAGAAUUUAAUUUAAUGUUUGGCAUACAAAUUGGACCAACUGGACUUAUUAAAGGUUUUUUACGUCCUGAAACAGCACAAGGAAUAUUUGUUAAUUUUAAAAGAUUACUUGAAUUUAAUCAAGAAAAAUUACCAUUUGCUGCAGCACAAAUUGGUAAUGCAUUUCGUAAUGAAAUAUCACCAAGAUCUGGUUUAAUACGUGUACGUGAAUUUACAAUGGCUGAAAUUGAACAUUUUUGUGAUCCAAAUGAUAAAUCACAUGCUAAAUUUAUUGAUGUUAAAAAUACAAGUAUGUUACUUUAUUCAGCUUGCAAUCAAAUGGAUGGUAAAUCAGCUGAAAUUAAAACAAUUGGUGAUGCUGUUGCUGAGGGUCUUGUUGCAAAUGAAACACUUGGUUAUUUUAUGGCAAGAAUACAAAUGUUUAUGAUAACUGUUGGUGUUGAUCCAAAAAAAUUACGUUUUCGUCAACAUAUGGGUAAUGAAAUGGCCCAUUAUGCAUGUGAUUGUUGGGAUGCUGAAUGUUUAACAUCAUAUGGUUGGAUUGAGUGUGUUGGUUGUGCUGAUAGAUCAGCUUAUGAUUUAACACAACAUACUAAAGCAACUGGUGUACGUUUAGCUGCUGAAAAAAAAUUAAGUGUACCAAAAAAUGUUGAUAUUGUUGAGGCAUCACCAAAUCGUGGUCUCAUUGGUAAAACAUUUAGAAAAGAUGCUAAAAUUGUACUUGAUACACUUGCUGAACUUGAUGAAAAUACAAUUAAUAAUUUAGAAAAAGAAUUAUCAACAUCUGGCUCUUAUAAUCUUAAAUUAAAUAAUGAUAAUACUGUAUCAAUAACAAAUGAUAUGGUAAGUGUUAAAAGAUAUAAAAAAACACUUCAUGUUGAAGAAAUAAUACCAUCUGUUAUUGAGCCAUCAUUUGGAAUUGGUAGAAUAAUGUAUUCUGUAUUUGAGCAUAAUUUUAAACAACGUGAUGGUGAUGAAAUGCGUACAUAUUUAAGUUUACCACCAAUUAUUGCACCAUAUAAAUGUUCAGUUUUACCAUUAAGUGGACAUCCUGAUUUUACACCAUUUGUCAAAGAAAUAUCAAGUGGAUUAAGGAAAUUUGGUGUACUAUACAAAGUUGAUGAUUCAUCUGGUACAAUUGGACGUAGAUAUGCUAGAACUGAUGAAAUUGCAAUACCAUUUGGUAUUACAAUUGAUUUUGAUACAUUGAAAGAACCAUAUACAGCAACAUUGAGAGAAAGAGACAGCAUGAAACAAGUCAGAAUACCAGUUGCUGAUAUACCUGCUAUUGUUAGAGAUCUUUCAAAUGGUGUCAUCAGUUGGAAUGAAGUUAAGGAUAAAUAUCCAGCAUUCCAACAACAAGAAAAUGCUAAUGAAAACUAGAAUUAUUAUUGAUUUUUUUUUUAUUUUCAAUAUAUUUGUAUUUAAAUUUACAUUUACUUACAAAAGCAUUUAACUUUUUUUUUUAUUAUUUAUUUAUACGACAUCAUCAUUGAAUAAAUAUGUAAAUUCAGAAUAUUUUUUUCUUUGCUUUAAAUUAAUUAUUAUACUUAUCAACCAAUUGAAUUUAAAAAAAUUAUUAUCAUUUAAUUUAUUUUUUUUUAUUGCAAAUAUUUAUUGACGUCUUAUUAACCAAAUACGACAUCAUUAUUUUCAUCUGGUUAUUUUAAAUAUCUGUUUUUGAUAUGUCAAUAAUUAUUACCAAUACAUU
Messenger RNA from Aphidius gifuensis, 2964 nucleotides. RefSeq names its product glycine--tRNA ligase (gene GlyRS). Gene Ontology annotation, cellular component: mitochondrion; cytoplasm. The record is from RefSeq and is a predicted model, not a curated record. NCBI's taxonomy places the organism in Eukaryota, Metazoa, Arthropoda, Insecta, Hymenoptera, Braconidae. The transcript is spliced from 3 exons. Gene Ontology annotation, molecular function: glycine-tRNA ligase activity; ATP binding. Gene Ontology annotation, biological process: mitochondrial glycyl-tRNA aminoacylation. Bases 387 to 2636 code for a protein of 749 amino acids.